AUGGAAGUUCCCAAUACCAUGUGGGGAUUUCGCUCAUCAUCAACAUUAGCGAACAUAUUUCUCCUUCUCUUAGUUGCCAUGAUCUUUUCAGUAAGCCAUGUUUCAGCUUCUAAACAAUUUAAAAAUGAAACUGAUCGUCUUGCUCUGCUUGAAUUCAAGAAGCAGAUAUAUGAUGACCCGUCUGGAUUGCUGAACUCCUGGAACCAUUCACAACACCAUUGCCGGUGGGAAGGAGUCACUUGUGGUGCUCGACAUCAAAGAGUGAUAGCCUUGAUUCUGAGGCAUAAGCAGUUGUCUGGAACCAUAUCUCCUCAUGUCGGAAAUCUAAGCUUCAUGAGGUUCAUCCAACUUGGGGAGAAUCAAUUCCAUGGUGAGAUUCCCCAAGAUUUCGGUCGCCUCUUCAGGCUGAGAGUCUUGAACCUGUCAAUUAAUGCACUGAAUGGAAAAAUCCCAGCAAACCUGAGCUACUGCUCAGAGUUGAUAAAUAUUAGCCUAGCCAGGAACAAGCUUGAAGGGAAGAUUCCAGUCGAUCAUCUGAGCAAUUUGAAGAUGCUUGAGAUUUUUUAUCUUCGCAAGAACAAUCUGACAGGAGAGAUUCCCUCCUCCAUUGGUAACUUAUCAUCGCUGACUCAACUUACUUUCGACUUUAACAACCUGGAGGGAAAUCUGCCCAUGGAGAUGGGGCUCUUAAAAAGGUUUGCUGGAUUAGGAGCUGCAGAAAAUAAUCUAUCUGGUAUAAUCCCUGCCUCCAUCUUUAAUAGUUCAGCCAUUACUGUUAUUUCAGUGGCCGGCAAUUCCUUUCAUGGCAAUCUCCCAACCAACAUAGGUCACACCCUACCAAAUCUGCAAAAAUUAUAUCUUGGGGGAAACAAGUUCUAUGGAAACUUUCCGACUUCAAUCACCAAUGCUUCUGGGCUUGAGGGACUUGAUCUUCCUGAUAAUCAGUUUGCAGGCCAAAUUCCAACUAAUUUUGGAGAUCUGACAAAUCUUCAAUUACUAAAUCUUGAAGGAAACCUCUUCGGCGGUAAUUCUAACGGAGACUUGGACUUUAUUGCAUCAUUGACCAACUGCAGUGAUCUAAGCGUUUUUUCAUUGAGUGCCAAUAAUUUUGGAGGGGUCAUUCCAAGAGAUUUUGGCAAAUUACAAAAUUUGCAAUUGGUGCGUCUAGACAAUAAUCAAUUUUCAGGACAGAUAAUAUAUCUCAAAACAACUUCACUGGAAUUAUAUCACCACAUUUUCUGCAGACGCACUCAUCACUGA
This is a messenger RNA of Coffea eugenioides, 1260 nucleotides long. RefSeq names its product LRR receptor-like serine/threonine-protein kinase EFR. Gene Ontology annotation, molecular function: protein binding. Bases 1 to 1260 code for a protein of 419 amino acids. The transcript has 3 exons. The record is from RefSeq and is a predicted model, not a curated record. Lineage: Eukaryota; Viridiplantae; Streptophyta; Magnoliopsida; Gentianales; Rubiaceae.